Durusdinium trenchii is the source of this 2217-nucleotide messenger RNA. NCBI's taxonomy places the organism in Eukaryota, Dinophyceae, Suessiales, Symbiodiniaceae. The record is from the annotation of a GenBank genome assembly.
AUGACGUCUUCGGUGGGCGAUCACCGCCCCUUCUGGAGAGAUGAUGAAGUGGUGGUGGAUAAAGAUGGUAUCCCCCACUAUAGUGGGGCAGUCCCUGGCCUGAUGACGGAAUACCGCCGUCGAGUUCUCUUCGCCUACAACAACUUGGAAGGCGAUGGUGACACCCCGGAGAAGGAGAAGAAAGAUCUUGAGAAGCGCCAAUCUCGCUUCGCAAAGAAGCUCCUAGAUAGCCUUCAUGGAGAAGCGUGGAAGGCAUGCCAAAGCCUUCUUGGUGAGAACGACAAGCUCCGGGAGAAGGACGGCUACAAGCAUGUGUUUCGUGCCCGGCAAUCCAUCGAGAAGGCAGCUGUGCUCCGGAAGACCGAAGCCUUCGAGCAGUUCUUUGAAAAGUGUCAGCGACACAAAGGCCAAAGCAUCGACUCCUGGCUUCGCAAGCGCACUCAGGAAUGGAACGACCUCAUCGACCUCACGGAGAACACCAUGAUGAGCGAAGACCUGAGAGCCUUCUUUCUGUUGAAGCAUGCCUCGCUGAGCCGAGAAGAUCGGAGGCAAGUGUUGUUGGCCAACCAGUCCGACUACACCCUUGAAGGCAUCGAGAAGUCGCUUCGCAUUUCGUUCCAUGACAUCCACGAGCGAGAGGGCCGACGUGAGUGGCCAAAGAAGGCUGGAUACCAGUACCAGCCCAAGUACAAGAAACACUAUGCCAACCUUGUGGAUGAGUCUGAGGUUCCUGAGAAUGUCGAGAAUUUUGACGAGAUCUAUGAUCCUGAAGAGCUCUUUGACCCUGAAGAGAGCUAUGCUGUGGAGGAAGAGGAGGAUCCACCCUCCGACCUUGGAGCCAGCGAUGACGAUGAAGUCCAUGAGGCCUACGCCUCGUAUCAAGCCAGUCGCAACAAGUUGAAGGAACUUCAACGAAAUCGUGGCUUCUUCCGCGGCGACUUCAAGGGCGAGAUCAGUUUGGAGGAGCGCAAGGCAGCUGUUCAGAGGGAGAAGCAGAGGACCAGAUGCGCUGCCUGCGGCCGAGUUGGCCAUUGGGCUGGAGAUGCAGCUUGCAGCAAGUCACACAAGAGUGGCCCCAAGAAGAUGGACGGCAAGCGAUCUGGUGGAGGCAAAGGGAAAGGCAAGAGCAAAGGCAAGACCGGUGGCAAAGCUUUCUACGUUGAAGAAGGCCCUCGUUACUUCAGCCUUGGAAGUGAGAUGGACGAGGAAGAUGCCUUUUGCCACAUGGUUCAUGACGAUGAGACCACCGAUGAGAUGCACGAUGCCGACCUGGAUGCACGUCGAAAGAAGGCCCGGGCUCCACCUUCGGAGUCUGAUUGGGAAGCUGUUGAGCCAGUGGAGUUUGAUAGCACCUCCUACGCUUCUAUGACGGCCAUUCCCGAGCCCUAUGUGUCUGAGGCCGAUGAUGUCCCUGUCAAGAUCGAGAUGACUGUGCCCUCAGACAAGAUCAAGGUUCUUUUAGUCCCAAGCUUCGAGGAGGUCACGCCGAAGAAGCUCCAUGAGUUGAAGGCCUACCAGCUUCAGGCCGAAUGUGAAUCCUGGGGCAUCCUCACCAGCGGCAACAAGAGUGACAUGAAGGCGCGCUUGAUGCGCUUCUUUGCUGGUGAGCCAAUCCAGAAGAAGGGAUGCACCAAACAGUUCGUGCAGCUUCGACUUGAUCGACCAUCAUCCACAACCUCCCCGAGGAAAGUUGCGAGCUCAAGUUCUGAUGGACAAAUGCCAGUGGUCAAGCCCAAGACAAAGUUGGCACCAAAGCCCAUGCCUGAGAAGCUUCGCCGCUCCAAGGACUUUGCCUAUGCUGUGAAGGAAGACCCGAAUGACUACCAGCUUGAGAACGACCAGAUUCCUGCAGCUUCCUUCGGCAAGUCCGGCUAUCAAGAUCCAAGCCAUGGAUUUCGGAGGGACGAGGCAGAGCAGAGGGCAGCCCGUUUUCGUGAAGAGUUCGUCAUGUGCAGCCGGACGGGCAUCGCUGUUCCAGUCGAUCGUGUGGGCAAGGCAGAUCCGAAUGUCCCUUGUCCUACUUGUGGCAACCAUAUGGCAAUUCGUCGCAACCGAGAUGAUGGAGGUCUCUUCUUCGGCUGCUCGCGCUAUAGCCAGCCUACUGGCUGCCGAGGCACGCGGAAGCUUAUUGAGGUGGACGCCGACUACUACAAUUGGAGCAGGGCCCAUGAUGAUGAGGCCAAGUACUGCCGCCCCUUCAAGGGCGGAGGCGUCUAG